AUGUCUUAUCUUAGCAGGAUGGUUGUUAUUUCUGUAGUAAAGCGUCAGUUGUUUAUCCAUGGGGUGUAUGUUUUACUGAUAUUUUGGAGUGGUGUUAGUGCAUCAAGUAGUGAAUCCGGGUUAAACUUACCAGACGUGUCAAAUACAGCAGCUCAAAUAGCUUUCCCAAGUUCAACCGAGAUAACCAAGACCUUGAAUGGGCUUGGGUUUGAGUUUUCCGAUGUAUCUGAAAACAUUGAGGUUAUACCUUAUCGUCCGACCCGGCCAAUUGAACAGCCGGCUGACUUAAAUUCAGGGCCAGACCGUUUUAAUCCAAAAACAAACGUCCCCAAAUACAGCAUAGAUUGUUCAAAAGGAUCACUCAUGUUUAAGAUGAUAAACUACACAAGUAUUGAGCAGGCCGAGGAAACCUUAUAUCUGUUGAGAGAGAUUGCCUUUAUUAGAGUUAUCACUGUCCAGGUUUGUGCGCAAUGGCAUGGUACAGACUUACAUGUGAUAAAGAUACAGAUUCUGAGCCGAGUCAUCAAUAUGUUUGAUUGCGUUGUGCUGGAGAUUGCGGUAAAGAUUGAGGGAAUAAGUGAAAUGUAUGUCCACACAACUAAUCAGUUUGCCAUUCUGGCCGAAGUCGAAAACACAGCUCAGCAUGUUAACUAUAUCACAAAGUGCCAGCUAAACAUCGCAACAGAAAUAGAUGGCAGUUUUUGGAAUAUGAUCAACUUUGGAGCUAUUCUAUGGCGGCCAAUUUCGACAGUUAUACUGAACGAUGAUGACCUAUGUAACAUACGUCUCCUUAACCAUUUAGUAUUUGAAAAAGACUACGCUAUUAGUGUUCAGAUUUAUAGAGAGGAGUGUAACAUUGAUUUCCACUUUAUCAAGCACAGCAUGUUUCGAUGUGGCAAGAUCACUAUCACGAGUUACCGUCAAGAUAAUAAGAUAACAAUAUCUGGCCUUGAGCAUGCCAGGGAAUGGCAUCAUACUAUAAAGCUGGAGACAAGCUGGGCCGUUUUUCAAUACCUGUGCAAGCACAAUCCAGUCCCAAUUCACAUUGCUACGUUCGUAUGUUUGGAGUUCGACACCGAAUCAGCCCAGGAAAUAACUGCCGCCUCUCAAAUAACAACAAAACCCCCAGCUUGUAUCUUUGCGCAUCGGAUUAUUUCCAAGCUCGGGAUUAGGGAGCCUUGCAAGGAACAGAGUUACUACAUCAAUCUAUACACCAAAUCGGCCUAUGCGGCUAUGGGCCUUUCAGUUCAUAGGGUUCAGUUCUGUUAUAACCCCAAGCGAUCCGAUUUAUAUGACACCAUGCACCUGUUUGUCAAAAUCGGAGCAUUGAAUGCACUGCCGGAGGCUAUUAAGACGGGCGAUGUUGCUUGUAUAGGCCAAGAAAUAUAUAAAGGUGGGUGGAAGAUUCAAAACCCGCUUAUAAUUCAACUCUAUAAUCCUCAGCUAAAUAACGAAAUCGAGACAUACAAGAAGAAAUAUACCUUCUUCUGCCAGAAUAUAUGCUACAUAGCCAUCAAGAUUAUUGGGAGUAAAAUUCCAAAUCCAGACCAGGUAGACAGGUGCCUAGAACUUCUAUUGUUAUUUCGAAACAUUAAUGUCGAAGGACUUAAGAUCAUAAAUGUGCGCAGUGAUAGCCAAACAACAACCAAUUUUGAUGGGAGCACUUUACGACAAGAAGCCGCUAAGAUGCCCAAAUACCAUAUCCAAGGUCCUGCAAUAUUAAUCUUAUCCAACGUUGAUGAGCGGAUUCUUUAUUGGAUGUUAGGAAGGUAUAUCUUUGAUACGCCCACAAACAUAUAUAUUUUGAACCAACACUUCAGGAAUCUGGCCAUUGCCGAGGUUGCCUCUCUUUCAAGUGCCGCCCAACUCCAACUCCUCACUAUAAACAAUCUCGCUGGACUGGUUGAGAUAGUGUCAGACAGAGACCAAAGUCAAAGCAGUGGCUUCUCGCUGUUUAAACGUAUCAAAGAAGCAAGCCAGACACCCAACUUACUUAAAUCACUUAAUCUACACAAACUAGCACUGCAUGCCGAUACCAUUGAUCUUUCUCUUUAUGAUAAAGCCAUCCGCAAGCUUUUAGACUACAACGUUCAACUUGUAUCUAUGCCGUUUAAUUAUUAUCGAAGACUCAUGGUCGAGUAUUACAAGGGCAACCCCAUAACCAACACAACGCUUACCCUUUAUACAGUCAAGUUAUCCACUAUAGAGACUGAGCUCGCCCAUCACCAACCUAAUAGCCCAAUACAAUCAUCCGACCAAGUACAAUUCGUUAAGACAUUAACGCUACUCUUUAGGGAUAGAAAGCCGGUAGUUGAAGCGGAUAUAGUAACGACUGUCCGAUGGGCAGCCUGUUACUUUAAAAACUUAAUCGCUUUUCGGCUGGGUAAUAUUGAUAUCUCAGAAAAUGAGCGCAAGACUAUAAUUGCGCGAGACUAUUUAGUUAAUGACUUGAAUUUACUCCGCUCUAUUCAACUAGAAAGCAUUGUUGCCAAGAACCGACUGGACUUUUUAACAAUAAGGCCAUACCGUACUAGUUUACUGUGCAUGUCCCACCAUUCUUCGACCAACUUUAUCGUCCUCCCAUACACAAUGAUUUCUCGGCUCGUUAUAAACACCAAACUACUUGACAACAUCGUAUCUAACCAACAUAUCUCCGCAGCAACCCGUCUUGGUAUCACUAGGUAUCUUGAUUUGCACGGCACCGCCAUCAAUUGCCCAGUUUGUGGUCGAGAGUUUUAUCAACCCCAGAGUGAAGUGGAUGGCACUAGUCCAUUUGAUAAAUUCGAUCACGAGAACAACUUCGUCGCCCUUUGCCAUUUCAGUUGCGGCCACCCGGUCUGUCAUACCUGUGUGGACAAGCUUAGCCCCAGAAAUAGAUGUCCAAUCUGCCGCUACGAACAAAAGACGAUAGACUUCAACCAACUGAUCGGCAUACCCCUAGCUAACUUUGCCGUUGCUAAAGACAACACCACAAGAACCAUCACCGAUAGUAGCUGGUACAGAAGUAAAGUAGAAGGAGAUGGAUUUGUUUAUUUCUAUCUAAGAAAUCAAAGUGCAUGCGCUCUUUCUGUCGAUCUUAGGAAAGAGACCUCCUAUAAUACCUCCGAAAAGGUCUACGUUAUCUAA
This is a messenger RNA of Nematocida homosporus, 3126 nucleotides long. RefSeq lists its product as uncharacterized. The coding region runs from base 1 to 3126 and encodes 1041 amino acids. The record is from RefSeq and is a predicted model, not a curated record. The transcript has a single exon. Lineage: Eukaryota; Fungi; Microsporidia.